UCUUUUGAGCGCGGCUGUUUUUAGACUGCGUCUGUCACGGAUUCGCUCCCUGACUCGUUCAGUGGCACUUACUGAAGGUGACAAGAACUUUUUAAGGUGACGGUGUCUUUACUCAGUGCUUGUAAUAGAUAUGUUUUCCCGUCUCUUCAUUACGACGACUGUUGUUUAUUUUCUUCUCAGCAGUGGGACAGAAGCCACAAGCCCUGUGAAUGUGAGCAUGACUGUGGAUGUCGUCCCUGUCGCUGGAAGUCUUGAGGUUACCUUGGCAACCUGUAUAACUUCUAGAACGAAGCCUGCUGCCGAGGUGUCAUGGAAUUUGGGUGCUUUAUCUGAUUCUGUGAAGGUAUCAACCAACACUGUGAAACAUUUGGAUGGGACGUUCACAGUCGCAAGCAGUCUGAUUGCCACUCCAACUGCACAGAUGAAUCAACAACAUGUCCAGUGUGUGAUCAGACAUGUUGCGAUGAAAGAGGAACUGGAAGUUGAUCACAAGAUCAUUGUGCACUAUCCACCUCAGCUUGUCUUUGUGACACCUUUCAAGAAUCUCUCUAAUGCUGAGGUGUAUCAGUGUCAGGCAGAUGCCAAUCCUUCAGCUACACACUUCAGCUGGCACAGCACACACCAGACUAUCCCUAAUGAUGCCAUUAAAGCAGAAGGUAAUAAACUCUACUUCUUGAAACUGACCUCUGACCUCAGUGGCCUGUAUAUCUGUGAGGCUUCAAACGAGUAUGGUACAGGAAUCGGCUCUCUCUACUGGCAAAAAGGAGAAAAGACAGAAGACUAUCAUUCUGAGCUCUGAGUCCUUUAUACUACAUGCAAUUUCAUAUUUUCUCAGUGUCAUCAAAGUCCCUUUAAGGAAAUUCAGGAAUAAACA
Molecule: messenger RNA, 874 nt
Organism: Sinocyclocheilus anshuiensis
Lineage: Eukaryota; Metazoa; Chordata; Actinopteri; Cypriniformes; Cyprinidae
Product: nectin-3-like protein
Exons: 5
Coding region: 131-799 (222 amino acids)
Biological process (GO): heterophilic cell-cell adhesion; homophilic cell-cell adhesion
Cellular component (GO): adherens junction
Source: RefSeq, a predicted model, not a curated record